Messenger RNA from Lipotes vexillifer (Yangtze River dolphin), 1589 nucleotides. It is a transcript of the gene NPL, whose product is annotated as N-acetylneuraminate pyruvate lyase. The record is from RefSeq and is a predicted model, not a curated record. NCBI's taxonomy places the organism in Eukaryota, Metazoa, Chordata, Mammalia, Artiodactyla, Lipotidae. Gene Ontology annotation, molecular function: N-acetylneuraminate lyase activity. Bases 1 to 1023 code for a protein of 340 amino acids. The transcript has 12 exons. Gene Ontology annotation, biological process: carbohydrate metabolic process.
AUGUUGCCAUUCCGGGUGGGAGAGCCGGACAAGCCAGCACGAGACUUUUUCAGCAGCUCAAUGGCCUCCCCGAAGAAGAAACUUCAAGGUCUUGUUGCUGCGACCAUCACGCCAAUGACUGAGCAUGGAGAAAUCAACGUCUCAGUCAUUGGUCGGUAUGUGGAUUAUCUUGCAGAAGAACAGGGAGUGAAGAAUGUCUUUGUGAAUGGCACGACAGGAGAAGGCCUGUCCCUGAGCAUCUCAGAGCGCUGCCGGGUCGCGGAGGAGUGGGUGACAGAAGGGAGGAACAAGUUGGAUCAGAUAGUAAUUCACGUGGGAGCACUGAGCUUGAAGGAGUCACAAGAACUGGCCCAACAUGCAGCAAAAAUAGGAGCCGAUGGCAUCGCUGUCAUUGCACCUUUCUUUCUCAAGCCAUGGAACAAAGAUGUCCUGAUUAACUUCCUAAAGGAGGUGGCCGCUGCUGCCCCUGCACUGCCGUUUUACUACUAUCACAUUCCUGCCUUGACAGGGGUAAAGAUUCGUGCUGAGGAGUUGUUGGAUGGAAUUCAGGAUAAGAUCCCCACCUUCCAAGGGCUGAAAUUCAGUGACACAGAUCUCUUAGACUUCGGGCAAUGUGUUGAUCAGAAUCGCCAGCAACAGUUUGCUUUCCUUUUUGGGGUGGAUGAGCAACUGUUGAGUGCUCUGGUGAUGGGAGCAACUGGAGCAGUGGGCAGUACCUAUAACUACCUGGGAAAAAAGACAAACCAGAUGUUGGAGGCUUUUGAACGGAAGGACUUCUCCUCGGCCCUGAACCAUCAGUUUUGUAUUCAGAGAUUUAUCAACUUUGUGGCCAAACUAGGUUUUGGAGUGUCGCAGACCAAAGCCAUCAUGACUCUUGUCUCUGGGAUUCCAAUGGGCCCACCCCGGCUUCCACUACAGAAAGCCUCUAGGGAGUUUACUGAUAAUGCAGAAGCUAAACUGAAAAGCCUAGAUUUCCUUUCUUUCACUGAUUUAAAGGAUGGAAACUUGGAAGCUUGUAGCUAGCACCUCUCUAUCAAAUCAGGGUAUGUACGUUGAGAUAUAAUCCACUUUGAAUACUGCAUUCAUUUCUCAAAAACUUUUUAGAUGAGUUUGAACUAAACUUUCCUAGCAAAUGAAAUCUUGCAUCAAUCAACAAGUAUUUAAAUACCUACUAUGAUCUUUUAAAAGUUUUAAUUUAUGAAGGGGCAAAAACUCUAAAAGGAGUUAUGAGCCCUAAGUCAUUCAAUGUAUCACAGAAUUUUGGUGGAGAAGUUUUUGCAUAAAUGGAUAAUGUGGAAUCAAGAGGAAAAUUGUAAUUGAUUAAUUCCAUCUGCCUUUGGGAGCUCCCAUUAUCUUGAUUUCUGGUUGUUAAUCCUAUUUUAAAGUUUUCUAAGUUUAAACCACCAUAAUGUGCUUUCAUUUUAAUAAAUAUUCAUUUGGAAUCUAGGACAACUCUGAGCUAUUGCAUUUAGGCAGACAUACUAACUUUAAUGCCAAAUUACAGUGAGACUCAACUAUGCACAACUGUUAACAAACCAGUUCACUUGGCUGCUCAGUCUAACUCUAGAAUAUCUGCUUUCAGAUUAAUU